AUGUCUAGCCGUCUACUCAGCAUUCAGCACCUCCCUCCUACCUCUCCCCCCUCCUCUUCUAAUACUACUGACUAUCGCUCUAGUAGUCCCCUUCCCCGCCGUUUUGCCCGCUUUGUUUCUAAUGGCUACUAUCUGGACGACCCUAUCGCCAUCACGCCAUGCCUCGACCCAUUCCGACCGCGCACCAUCAAUCGACACCGAACGCAUCUUGACCAUGCCUUAUUAAUCCUGAUAAUGCGGGCUCGCUCGUCGUCUCGGGCGGCUUCGGGAUCGGCCUCCCUUCACUACCGAGGAGGCAGGACUGCAUUGUCAUACAGGCCGGAGGAGGACGCGAGGGCGACGAACUCGACGACCUCCGACCCUAUACACCACACCAAGCGACGGGGCAGCGGCAACGAGGAGCUGUCUAGCGCAGCUUGGACGCCGGUCUCACCCGGAGCUCAGCUAUCGCGCUCGCAAGACGACGAGCAAGAUGUUGUCGACGCCUCAAAAUCCAUCCCUAUUCCUCCCCUUCCCCAUCUCCCGGCGCCAUUCGCCCAGGCUUUGCAUGACGACGAGAAGGGGUACGCGACCCCCUCGUCCUCGUCCGUGGACCCCCCAAGUAACCGGAGGCAAGGUCUCGCUCUCGCAGGCGAGACGCUUGACCAACGAUUUUUCGCUGACCCCGAGCCGCCGGAGGCACGCGCGGGGUCUCUCGACGAAGGUUGCGACGAGGGUGGGGCACCCUCCCCUCCCCUCAUUCCUCCUCUACCCCGACGUCGGGUCGCUGUGACCCCCAUCUUUGGGCCAUUUUACGCCGACCCCGAGCCGCCGGAGGCGCGCGUGGGGUAUUCUAGUUUUCACGAAGCGGCGCAUCUUGAGGUGACGGCCGAGCGUGCUAUACGCCGCAUUCCCGCAAUCUGGACGUUAAGCAAGAUGUCUGGGAGCAAAUUCAGAUCCCUCGGCCCCCCGCCCUCCAAUUAG
Schizophyllum commune H4-8 is the source of this 963-nucleotide messenger RNA. RefSeq lists its product as uncharacterized. The coding region runs from base 1 to 963 and encodes 320 amino acids. The transcript is spliced from 10 exons. The record is from RefSeq and is a predicted model, not a curated record. NCBI's taxonomy places the organism in Eukaryota, Fungi, Basidiomycota, Agaricomycetes, Agaricales, Schizophyllaceae.